Messenger RNA from Solea solea (common sole), 2449 nucleotides. It is a transcript of the gene zdhhc13, whose product is annotated as zinc finger DHHC-type palmitoyltransferase 13. Gene Ontology annotation, biological process: protein palmitoylation. Gene Ontology annotation, molecular function: palmitoyltransferase activity; protein binding. The coding region runs from base 98 to 2041 and encodes 647 amino acids. The transcript has 17 exons. Gene Ontology annotation, cellular component: Golgi membrane. The record is from RefSeq and is a predicted model, not a curated record. Lineage: Eukaryota; Metazoa; Chordata; Actinopteri; Pleuronectiformes; Soleidae.
GUUACUUUAUUUUGAAAACUAAACAGCGGAAGUGGUACGUUGAUUAUUGUCCGUCUGUGACAGGAACUUUCCCUUUCGUUCCCCCACACACAGGAAGAUGGACUGGACUGAGAACGGCAGCGAUCACAGUCACAUGCGUGACGGCUGCCACCAUGGACAUGCAAGUCAUUCACAUAGUCAUGGGCCGAGAGCAGCUGCUUUUGGCGGGAUGGCACAUCCCUUCAUGCCAGCUUUUCACGGGCCAUUUGGCAAGAGCACAGAUGAGACGAUGGAACUAACUCAGCAGCCAAAGAAACGGUCACACAUGGACGACAGCAGCAGCUGGGACAUAGUGAAGGCGACGCAGUUCGGUAUCCUUGAGCGGUGUAAGGAGCUGGUGGAUGCAGGAUAUGACAUCAGGCAGCCUGACAAAGAGAAUGUGACUCUGCUGCACUGGGCAGCCAUUAACAACCGCGCUGAGCUGGUCAAAUAUUAUAUGUCAAAAGGGGCGAUAGUUGAUCAGCUCGGUGGAGACUUGAACUCUACUCCUCUUCACUGGGCCAUAAGGCAGGGCCACCUUGCCAUGGUGAUCCAGCUGAUGAGAUAUGGAGCAGAUCCGUCCAUCGCUGAUGGAGAAGGUUACCACGCUCUCCACCUUGCCAUCCUCUUCCAGCACAUGGCCAUAGCAGCUUAUCUGAUGGCUAAAGGAGAGGAAGUUGACAGUCCUGACUGCAACGGACAAACACCACUGAUGUUAGCAGCCCAGAAGAUCAUUGGGCCUGAACCCACCAGCUUCCUCAUCAAGAAUAAUGCUUCUGUGAGCGCCGUGGACAAGGUGAACAGAAACACUCCGCUGCACUGCGCUGUGCUGGCAGGAAACGUAGAUGCCGCCCACAUCCUGCUAGAUGCUGGAGCCAGUGUGGACGCAGAUAACAUCAACGGACACACUCCCCUAGAUUUGGCCCACCAGGUUCACAGCCCACUGCUCAUUCACAUGCUAAACCGUGUCAAACAAGAGAGGAUUCGCUCCAACUCGCGCUGUCUGCGGCUCAUCAACAGAUACAAGGUGAUUCUGCAGUUUCUGUUCUGCACAGCCAUGCUUGGAAGUGUAGGUUCAACUGUUGAUAUGAACUCGGAGUCCUGGUUACUCAAAGGGAUCCUGCUGGCUUGUGUGAUGGGUGUGGCCAAUCUGGUGUCAAGGAAUUUCCCGAGUCCAGACUUUCAGUCUCUGCUGCCAGCAACAUCUCUCAUGGCUUCAGUUUUUUGGAUGCUUGUCACCUGGUGCCUGUGGUUUAUGCCAGAUGGACCGAGCACCACCGUUCAGGUUCUGUUCACUCUGAAUGCCGCUGCUCUGCUCUACUACUACUUCCGCACCUGCAGAACCGACCCUGGCUUCAUCAAGGCAACAGAAGAAGAGAAGAAAAUGAAUGUCUUGGUGUUGGCUGAAGCUGGCUGUCUGGACCCCAGAAUAUUCUGCACCUCUUGCAUGAUAAAGAAACCAAUGAGAGCGCACCACUGCUUCUCCUGUGAUGCUUGUGUGGCGAAGCAGGACCAUCACUCUGUCUGGACCAACAGCUGCAUUGGUGCGAGGAACCAUUACUACUUUGUCCUCUUCCUGUUGUCCCUUAUGCUGAUGGGAGUCUGGAUGUUCUAUGGCUGUCUCGUGUACUUGUCGACUCACUGUGCGCUGCAUUAUGAAGAGCAGGGCCUGUGGGGUGUGGUCUCUGCCCUGGUCGGCUGCUCUCCCUGGCUGCUCUGUAUCCUCCUGUUGGCAUUUUACCAUACCUGCUGGUCCUGCUUGAUCCUGCUGCUGCAGCUCUACCAGAUAGCAUUUCUGGGACUGACCACAGCAGAGCGCACAAGCCUGACGUUACACCAGAGGAAGCUUCGGCAGCCUGUCUCCUUAAGACAGAAUCCAUACAAUCUGGGUGUGGUGAGGAACUUGGUGUCCUUUUUCCAGCUGCGUUGUUGUGGCCUCUUCAAACCUGCCGUCAUCGACUGGACGCAGCAGUUUCCAGCCGGCCACGACCAGCACAUGUUGGGACAAACAGACAUGGUGUGACCUCCACAAAACCUUUCACUCAGACGUGGACCAAAAGCACAGAUUAUAUUUAUUUAUUUUUUUAUGUCUGGACUCUUUGUAAAGAAAGAGUAAAAUGGUUGCCGUUGCUGAAACACAAAAGCAACUUGUAGAUAUUGGUUCAGUCGCUCUUUGUACAGACUGCUGUCAGUGGAAUGAAAAUCACACCUUUCAUAAAUAGAAGAUAAAGGUAACUGAACCUUGAAAGAUUUAAAGUGUAAUUGAAGUUUUGAGCUGUUUCAUAUGAACAUGUCAAGCCUAUUUUUUAUCAUCAGUUCAGGAAGAAAAUAUCUUUGUACAUGUAAACAGUUUAUGACUUUUGUAAGAGUUGCAUGUGUUUAAUAAUGAAUGACCACUAUAGUACUUCAAUAAAUGUUCCUGUCUUUUCAA